CGACCCCUCGAUAAUUGCGUCUAGCUCGAACCCCUCGUCUCGCCCAGUUGCCGCCGGGUCCGCAAGUUAGUCGGUACGCUGUGUGACGAGUCCAAAUAAUGAAGUAAUUGUUCGUACGAAACGUUAUCCAUUUGAAAAGUUAUUUGAUAUCGUCUAAUCAUGCGUUCCCCAUUCGUGUUUUACGCCGAUUGCGAAGUUUGCGUGAAAAUUCGACUGAUUGAGCUUCAGCAGGCGCAACAAGCAAGAGAAGCUCGAGAGAAUGGCGUUGUAAACGAAAACGAAGAUGAUAGUGAAUACGAAUAUGACUAUAACGACUAUGCUAACUACGAUGAUAUCUACGCAUCACCGACGCAUUCAAGCUUUGAGGUACUCGAUCCCCAUGACCCCACUCUGAGUCGACUGGCUACCCUUCUGUUUAAACGGACGAAUGAGUACUUGCAAGGAGAAAUUGCGUCUGGGGGUGAUCAUUACAUGUUGCUGGAGGAAAUCAAUCGUUUGGCCAUCACUAAGUACACCGACUUGCGCAAUCUCGCUGUGAAUUUAAACCGAACACUGAUGGAAUAUAAUGAUCUCUAUGGCAACACCAUCAAACCGCUACUUUCUCAAAUUGAUGAUAUUGAUAUCAUGGUAGCCAGACUUGAAGAAAAUGCCUAUCGUUUGGAUAGCUACACGAAGCAACUAAAGACCCGCAUCAAAGAAAUGUACGACGCCAAAUGAUAAGUACCCAUAAAAUCCAUUACAAUGAUUCGAAUACUAAACCCAGUCCCAAUUAAUUAAUUAUAUUUAAAAUCUAGUUAAAAGUCUUUUUCGUAAAUAUGCUUGUAGAUUAUUACGACUGUCUGAAGGUUGCUUACGACGACUAAAAUUUUCAAUAAAUUCAUUGAUGUCUACAUAUACCUAUAUAUUCAUAAUGCUUGAUAGUAUGCGUAUAAUGGUCUCAAACUAAAGUUCGUUGCUUAUUUUUAGACAUUUUAAGAUUACCUUUAAUAAUAUUGUAGAUUCUAAAUAAAUUAUGAAAUUCUUAUAUUCGGUUUUAAAUUUUAAACUUAAAUAAAUACAUUGGACUGUGGUAUAGAAUUCGGAUUGAUGUAUUUAAUAAACUACGAAAUCGUAGAAUAUGUGUUUAUUCGAUGUGCAACAAAAGGCAAGGCUCUGAGAUUGAGAUUUUUAAAUAAUUCAAAUAGAUAAAAUUCGGGAUGUUCAUUUCAAAUUUGUGCAAUGUUAAAGCAUUUUUAAUAAUAUCAUUGUUUAAUCGAUUUUUCAAUAAAUGGAAGUAGAGGAAGUGGAACAUUUUGAAGAGCGCAGUCUUUAAGCCUUCGCACAUUCUGCACUCGUAUCUUCCUUACAGAUAAACUCGUCUGUGUUGAUAUACACUGUUUCUAAGUAUAUAUAUUUAUUAGGUACUAUUUUCUUUAUUCGUACUUUUCUCAGUUAGCAUCCACAAAAAAAGAAUUGCAUUCUUGGGGCCUUAUGUCUCAUGUUGCUCGUCAUCAUUAAUCGUGAUGAAAUAUUCUAUGUAUAACCUACAAUUUUGAAGCUAAUAUAAAUGUAUACUGCACUAUAGAGCAUUUUAAAAAUAAAUAAGAUUUUUCUUUUAUCGUGUAUUAUAUGCUUGAUAACUGAUACUUCUAUCUAUUAAAAGAUGUUAUUAUAACUAUUAUAAGGUUUUCAGCAUUCGAUUUUGUCUAAUCUAAUUAGGGUAACUACAGAAAUCAUGAUUCUACGUAAUGUACAAUAUUAAUAAGGAGUAUAUUUUUAUUGAAGUUGCGAGUAACACAUUUUAAUAUUUCUAGUUAUUACACUGGUGUGAACCAAAUAAUAUUAUAAAAUCAUUAAGUACACACACGAUUAUGUAUUAUUCUGACAUUAUUAACCUAACUUGUUAAAAUUAUAAGUAACAACAGAAUAAUUCAAAUCUAAAUACCAAAAACAACUUGCUGCAUUUGUUAUCACAAUCUUAGAAAUAUUUUACUAAAACAUAUUCUUAUAAGUUCACUCGUCAUAGAUCUGUUACCAUUUAACUAGGUGUACAUUUCUUCGUAGUCUUUUAAAACUCGUCUAUACGUUCAGUUCUAUUGUAUGUUAUACUUCUUAGAAAAUAAUUUUGUUUCACUUGUCGUAUUUAGUAGUAUUGUCUUUCUACAAAACUUGGUUAAAGUAAACGUAUUAGUUACGUAUAUGAAACGAUAAUUGAUAAACUUCAGGAAUAUAGCAACAAAUAGUUGUUAGUAAAAUACAUAUUAUAAUAGGUUACGGUAUGACUAAAGUGGCACGAAAAAGAGAAAACGAGUAGAUUGUACAGAUAUGAUAAUUUAAUGGUAUUGGUAAUGAUAAUAGUAUACCAUAAUUAGGUUAAAUAGCAAAAGUAAUACAUUAAUUAUGUGUAAGAAAAAAUAAGUUUUAAGAAAUUUACCAAAUGACAUAAAAAGAUUAUGAGUAGAUUGCAAAGUAGACAUAGUUUAUAUGACUUAUUAAAUAGUAGUGUGUUAAGGUUAGAUUAAAAUUGUAUCUUACGAAAUAACAAGUUAACUGCGCUUUAUCUGAGUAAAUAUAGUAAACAACUUUUGCGAUAGCAAAAGUUUAGUUAUAUAAAAAUGUUAAUUAUAGUCUUUUACUUUUUAUUACUGAUAUGAUACUAUAAAAUUCAAUUUAUCAAAGAAUUUUACUGUAGUACCACUAAUACACUGAACUACAUCUUUAACUUUUUAACAGACACAUAACAUCGUUGCAAUAUUAUAAAGCGGGAAAGUGUAUUUUCUGAGUGGGACGAUUCCUCGUCUAUCCACCAUAGGCUGAGUAAGGCCUUUAAAACACAAUAUUGACUUCAUUAUUAAAAAGAAAUAAUUUAAAUGGGUGUCACCUAUUCAAUAUUAUUAACAUGUCCUUUUUGUAUGAAAACUUUUGUGGCAAAUAUAGGUUACAUCAGCCACAUGCGAGCUAAAUACCAAAGCUAGCGAAAUACUCGACUCUGUAUAUGUUCACCAUUGAAUUUAGCUGCUUCUACAGAGAAGGAAUUGAAGGAAUCAUUGCUAUCCUUGCUUACGGUGGAUAGUAAGGAUAAUAAGUCUAACGUCUUACGAAGUUUUCUUUUAUUUCAAAUAACAAAAUAGUCUACCUACCUUAACUCCUAAGCUACAAUGACUUUUAUCAGUGUACAAUGUGUGUAGGAGUAUCAUACUAGUAAUUGGCAGAUUUUUCACAAUACAUAAUUUUAUUAUUUAUGGAUAGUUGUAAAAAAUUAUUAAUCAAACUCUUGUCGGUUUAUCCGCGUCUUAGGUUUAAUGGAAUAAUAUUUUAUUUCAUAGUAUACAUAUAUAGAAUUUACUUAGAUUUCUUAGGCUACGUCAGGCUACGUCCGCACUGGCAGUUGGUGCCUAGUGCAUAAAACCCAGUAAGUAGCGUAGUAUAAUGAACGUUUUACGACUCUACGCUUGGGGCUUAACUUAUAGCUUGGUGUGUAAACGAAUGUGUUAAUUUUAAGCGAGGCAAGGCGCGAGGCAACUUGAAAAUAAAAGAAUGAAAAAUAUUAAUAAUGCACGGUAGGCGCAGUGGUUGAGCAAAAGUGGCUGCUGUAUAACGUGUCGUGGAUUUCAUUGAUGUCGUAGGUUUGAUUAUUGUCGUGGGUUUGAUUAGACAAUUGUUGUUCCGGGUUUGGAUGUGAUGUAUACCUAGAAUGUUUGUUAACACACUUGUCUUAAUUAAAUCUUACGACUAGAAGAUGACUUAUCCAAACCAUCAUCUUUCGGCAAUUACUUUAAUUUGCUUUAACUUUACUGACAAAUAAAUCGAUCUUUCUCUGUUCAUACAUAAAUAAAUAUGCGUAAAAUAGAUCGUCAAAAUAAUAAAUUUGUGUAUAAAGAACAUUGAAAAUCCGCUUAAACGUGACUUAUUUAUAUCAUGGAUAAAACCGUGGGACCGUAUAUAGUCAUCUAACAGUUUAGAGCUAUUAUCGAAAGUGGCAUCACGUUGACGUACUAAAAAAUAAGCUAAUAAUCAAGACACCAAGUGACCCAUCACGCAAAGCACUAUUCAGUGCAGGCAUCGUGUUUCUUAGCGAAUAGACUACGUUGCUUACUAAGCUCUAAGCACUAAAGAUUACCUGCCUAUGCCCAUGUAGCCUUAAUGUACAUACUUGAAAUUAUAUUAACAAUUUGUAUAAUUAUUGAUCGUAAACUUCCCUGAAAAUUCGUAAACAUUCGUCAUAGUAAUAUUAUUAUUAUAGAACUUGAUAUGUAUGUACAUAGGCGUUUUUAAUCUUCUGUGUAUAUCCAAUACAUUUAUAAGCAGCGUAUUUAAAUGUAAUGUUUUAAAAUAUUAUAGUUGGCAAUGUGAAAACACAAUCAUAUUUUAUGGUAAUUAUAACGAUUUUUAUUUAUCUACGUGAUAGCAUUGCAGUCCCAUAUAUUAUUAUCUUAAGUGCGAUGGUUAAAUUUGUCGAUUCAUUAGUGGCUAGUGGCUAUAUUAUUGAUAGACACUUGUGGUAGGGUUAAAUGUAUCAAUAUGAAAUCCGUAUAUUUCACCGAUAAUUAGAUUUCUCGUCGCAAGUGUAGCUGCAGAGUUAGUAGGUUUAGUCGAUGUAUUAAUCAAUAAAUUUCUUCUAAUAUAUUUCCAAAAAAUUAUCUAUCUGGCGUUACUCCUUUAUGUUACGAUGUAAAACUAUCAAUAGAUUUUUCAAUUCGAUUUUACAAAAAUAACAAAUGUUAAAAAGAGGUUCAUUUUUCUGAUAAAUAAGUCUUUAUCACAACUUAAUAAACUUGGUUCAGUUCCCAUGGUUUUCUUAUCUUUCUUGUGGAAGAGCCUAGCUGCAGUUCGUUAUUGGACUGGGUCAGACCGGGUAGAAUCACACUUUCACAGAAGACCGAUAAAAUUCAUGUCAUUUAUAAUAAACUGCACUUCAUUCGGUGCGUAACAAGUACCGGAUGCUUUUCUCCCAUCUUAAAGGAUUGAAUCCUUGCCCUCUCUGUUUCUAUUUCGGGAGAAAGAUAAGAUAAUCUGUGGCAUUAUCUAGGUGAAAUGUUCUAUCACUGGGUGCUUCAAAUAAUAGGGAUGAAAUUCAAUUGUAACACAGCGUAGAAGAUGGUAGAAUUAUUUUUAAAAGUUAAGUCGCCUUGGGUGUCCUUCAAUAUUUAUAACAUAAGUAAUUCUUUUAUAGAAUAAUAAUUUUGAACUCUAUUUGUAUUGAUAAGAAAACAAUUGUAUGACCGCCAUAGUACAAACGUGGAAGUGAACCUCCAUUAAAAUAUUAAAAUUCUAUACUUCUGAUUUAAAAAAAUAUAAAAUAGAUUCUUUAUAAUGACUUAAUCUUCUUAAUGCAGAUGUGUAUGAAAACGUGAUUGUUCGUUAAAAGUAAAUAUUAAUAUAUAAAUAAAACUACUGCUACUGAAACUACCACUUUAGCAAUGUUUUUGUUUAAGUGAGAUUAAAAAGUUUGGUAUGAUAACUGGUUUUGUGACUAAGUAGCAGUAACACUUGCUUUGUCACUUCGAUGAUCUUAGGCUUUGUUUACAUGUAUCUACAAACUAAAAAUAUUUUCCACCUAUAAGCUGGAAUAUUUCAGCUUCGUUAGUCAUCUUGAAUUCCGUUGCAUUAAGAAACCCUUAAUGUCGAUUUAAUAAUCUCGGGAAAAAGCUAAGUUUUGUAAGUUUUGCUAUUUAUAUAAUUUUUUAUUUAUUAAUAAAUUAAAAAUUAUAUUGAUUUGAUUCGUAUUAUAGCAAUUAGGUUAAGUAUUUAAUGUCUUAAAACGGUUCUGGACCUAUUUGCAAAUUGAUGUAUUGUAAGGGAAGUAAGUAAACAUAUUCAAAUCCAAGUAGUUAAUUUACUCCAUAUGUAUAAAAUAGCAUCUACAGUAGUUAGAUAGGCUUCUAUAUUAUGUAUUUGCUAAGAGAGAAAGUAAAAAAAGUAUAUUUUUCUAUUGUAAUAAUAAAGGGUCAUUAUUCUUUAGUGAAGUGAAAAGAAACCUUGGCCCAAUAUUUUCGAUUAAUGUGUAGUUGUAAAUUGAUGUCAGCAAGCUGCAUAUUUUAUUACGUAAUAGACUAUAUAUCUUUAUAUUAUUCAUAAAUCUAUAUUAAGCUUUAGGCUUUUCGGUAGACCUUUAUGCUUAUCAAAUUAAUAAAUAAUCCAUUUUUCACUAAAUAGAUAAUAGUUGUAUAUAGAUUUUCAUUGGUUAUUCAAAAGACACAUUAUUUUCAGUGCUUAAGCAGCAAUGCAUAAUUAUAAAACAUGUAAUGUAAUCUUUAUACAUUAUCAUAUAAAGUAUUUAUUUCAAUAACCACAUUUCAGGUUCGGAAUAAAAAAUGUUUUAAUCCAUAAAUUGAUUUACAUUUUAAACCGUCUUAUUGUUAUGACAGUAGAUUUGACAAGCAAUGGUCGUAUAUUUGAUGAUAAUUAGAAGAGAAUUGCAGCCGUUAUGCAUAGCUUUGUUAAUUAGGGAAGUGCUUUGAGUAAAACAAAGUAUAUCUUUAAAUUACAGAUAUUUCACUUAUGGUUUUUUCUUAAAAGAACACGUACCUUAUCAAGUGACGCGUAUGUGGUAUCCACCUAAUUUUAUCAGUCGUUCAAUCACCAGGCUGGGCUAUUCUCAGCAGCGUCCUUAAAAUAACUCGUAUAUGAUAUUCACCCAUCUAAUUAAAUAUGUGGACAAGAGAUUAGGAUCGAUGACGUUCCAUUUCCUGCAUGUGUAUGCAUAAAUUAUUAUAUUAUUUGGUUCGAAUAAUAACUAGUGGGACUUUAUUGCAUUACAUGGAACGUCGAACUUGCCAAUAGGUUUGUUAAUUGAAUGACUCAUUAAGUUAGUUAUAUCUACUGCAACUGCAACAUGGAUGUAUUAUAUAAUUAUAUGAAAAUCUUUUGCACAACGUUCUGGGGAGUAAACAAGUAUCAGUAUAGGUAGUUUAGAAGCAUUAAGUAUUUAUAUAUGAAUCUGAAAUUAAGAUCAAAAUCACUUUAUCAUAAAUUAUUUGAUCAAUUAGUUGAUUAAAGGUUUAUAUGUAUAAUACAGGCAUAUUGCACCCGUGCGAAGCCGGGGCGGGUCGCUAGUUCUUUUAUAAAAUGAAUCUUUUUAGAUUCAUUUCAUUCUUUCUAACUAAUUCUUCUUCAACAAUCGAUCUAACAGUGCAGUAUUUGGAGUGUAGGUACUCAUUGCAGAGUCAUUUCAGUUAAUGUCACUUUGUGUUAAAUAUUUCUAUUAAAAAGAGCAUGGUAUUCUAACCAAUUAUAAAGCAUUCAUCGUGAAAAUUAUUAGAAAACGUACAUAAUAUUUACAAUUUAAAUAUCUUUAUAUUUAGUCUAACUUAACAGUAAACUCUAUUAUAGUAAAGCCUAUAUUAUUAAUAUAUAAACUAUAAAUAUAUUUUAAUUUCCACUUUUAUGAAAUAGUAUAAAUUAUUAUCUAAUAUAUUGUGUGUAGCAGUAAAAUAUAAUAAAUUUUACAUAUUUACGGAUUAUUAUUCGAAAUAGCCUGUCUGUAAUUAGACUUAAUACUUCGUACAUUGAAAUGGAACUAGUCCAAUUAUUUAAUAAGCAAGAUAGCUGCCCAUAUUUAAAUGAAAUAGUUGCCUCAUAAAUACCACACAAUAGACCGAAUAUCAGUCACUUAUCGGCGAAACAACGAAACAAAAUUAUCAAAUGCAUAAUAAUAUUUAUUGUUUAUCCGUAGUUUGCUUAUUCUAGAAUUAAUGUAUUUUACUAACUUAAUAACUUAAUUAUACAUCAUAAUCUAGGUCUAGCUCCAUUUCAAUAUAUGCUUUAGUAGUUUAAGGUAUGUUAUAUCUAGAAAUAUAGACACUUUGCAUUACGUAUAUUAUUUAUUUAAAAAUAGUAGGUGUAGGUACAUUAAGAAUAUUAUAUAGUUAAUAUUAGAUACUUUUCAAUCGUUUGUAGUUGAUAGCCAUUAUCUUUGUAUUUGUUUCUUAUAUUGUCUGCUUAUUCAGAAAUUAAUGUGUCAAGUUAUCAAGCAUGUAAUUAAUACACAUUUAUCUUACACUAGAUUUAAACGUAUUUUAUUCAACAUGUAAUCAAAAGAUGUAUUUUAUCUAUUCAUUGUACUAAAUACUAGAAUCGCGAAAUAAAUUUUAAGAAUACUACUUAGUGGCGCAAUGGUAAAUGUGUAUUUUGUAAUAAUAGAAAUUCUAUGUUUUAAAUAUUAAAACAGUAGUAUAUUCCCACGAUGUAAUUUUUGUGUCGAAUGUUACAACCUGGGUGUUAAAAAUAUGAAAUGAAAGAAAAGUUAGUUUCAUAAAUAUAUGUUGUAGACAGCACUUAUUUAAUAACCGCAGAAUAAUAGUCACGUACAUAAAUCUUACAUUUUCUAAAUGUAUUUAUCGUAAUCUAAAUGUACCUAUAUUUAAGCAUUUCUAUUUUUGAAAAGUGUAAAAUUAUUUCUACUCUGUAACUAAAUGAAUGUGUAGUCUGGAAUACAUAUUAUUACUCGUAGUGCGUGUAUUUUAAGUGUGCUUCUACAAAAAUCGUAGACCUCCAAAAUGUAUUAAAAGUAAUUUUUUAACUCAUCAAUCUAGAUAUAUAUUUAAAAUUAUUAACACUUUUGUAAUAAGCAAUCACUAUAGUUGUUAUAUUAUGCGAAAACUGAGUAGGCCUUAAUUGUUUUAGGGCCUACCAUAACCAUUGUUAUUUUAAUCUUGGCUACAAUUUAUAAUAUAACCGGUACUUAUAAACAUUGAAAAGAAAAUGUAUGUGUAGUGUAGUUCUCAAUAUUUCUCGUUUAUAAUAUAUCGAUCUGUAUGGGUGAAGGUUUGACAUUUUGAUAACAUAAUAAUUAUUAGCCAGUGUCAAAUUAUACCGACUUACACUAAAAUAAACCUAAAUUCAUUCAAUACAUAAAAUCUUAGAGCUAAUAUAACGUGCAUAUUACAAAAUAGUAAAAAAGGUCUCACAAUUUUAAAUAGAAUGUGGGUAUGCCUGUUACCUCCUUGAAUUUGGAAAAAAUACUUUUUGAAUAAAGUUUACUACUUCGAGGAAUGUAAGUAGAUAUGAUAUGACAGGACAGGUUUAUGUGUAUCAAUGCAAAUCCAUUUAAGACAAACUAUCCUUUAUAUAUGUGCUUCUGUCGUGGAAUCGUAGAACAUGUUUCGGAAAUAAAGUAUCUUAAUCGUG
Spodoptera litura is the source of this 9108-nucleotide messenger RNA. RefSeq names its product biogenesis of lysosome-related organelles complex 1 subunit 2 (gene Blos2). Gene Ontology annotation, cellular component: BORC complex; gamma-tubulin complex; BLOC-1 complex. Gene Ontology annotation, molecular function: gamma-tubulin binding. The record is from RefSeq and is a predicted model, not a curated record. NCBI's taxonomy places the organism in Eukaryota, Metazoa, Arthropoda, Insecta, Lepidoptera, Noctuidae. Gene Ontology annotation, biological process: lysosome localization; endosomal transport.